GAUAACACUACAUAAGCACAUGCGCAGCCGCCAUGUUGUAAAAUUGGUCUCAUAUCAGGAGCUUAAAACUUUUGGAACUGGGAACAACCCAACUGCUUCAGUGAAAAAGUGUGUCAGUUUCUCUACGACUCUCAGUGAACAACAGUUGUUCAAAGUCUCGGUCUUUUUGGCUGUUACAGUGUUUUGACAUUAUUGCGGUUGCCUCUGGGUGUUGGGUUAAAUGAGUUGAUAAUAUCUGAACUUUCUUUAUAUUGUACGUUAGACGCGGGGACUUCUCUGUCGUGGGCGGAGCUAAGGUCAAUCAUUCUAUUAAAACGAGACAGAAGACUUUUAUACACUAUGAAUCUAAUAUGUGAGGGUGAGGUGGUGUUACUUCGAAGUUUUACACUGCGGCCGUGUGCACUACGUUGAGAUAAGACUUGAAAAUAAAAAAGCGACAAUAUGGAUGAGAGAGAUAAAGCCAUAUUUACCAAGAACCAGGAGUACAUCGCAAAAACACUGGCAUCUUCAGGGAAGGCUCAAGAUGUUGUCUACGAACUCAGGGAAUGCCAAGUCCUGUCGACAGAACAUGCAGAUAUGUUAUUACACAUGGAGUCGACCCAAACCAACAUGGUCAGGCACUUGGUCGCCCUCCUUGCAAAUGGCCGAGAGAGGACACUGCAGGUUUUUUUGAAGGUGUUGAUGCAGUUCAACUUGCAUGAAAUGGUGAAGCAGAUAGACAGAGAAUAUUACGAGCAGCAUGAAGGAACACGGAGGGGUAGCAGCAGUGAGUUCGAAAAGCUUCAGCGCCUCCCACACACCCCCUCUGGUGGUGCAGAAGCCUUGCCCUUCCUCCGUCGCCCUCGGCCAGACCAGCCCCGCUCGAGACCUGGCUCUUACGGCUACGACAGCUGCGAGGAAAACAACAACCCCGAUGAACCUCUGAGAAUAGUAGUAGUUCAGAGCACGGAGGUUGGUGGAGCCCAUCUCGACGAGGCAGAUUUGUACAAGAAUUUGAGCAAACCUCGUGGCUUGGUCUUCCUCGCAAAUUACAAGGACUUCCGAGAUGGGGCACAUCCCUGCCGCAGGGGAUCAGAAAUUGAUGUGAAAAAUCUUUCACUUCUCUUUACCCAAAUGGGAUACAAGAUACCAAAGCAACAUAUCAAUAUGACAAAAUAUGAGACCAUCAAAGCUAUACGAGAAUUUAGAUCUAAUGAAGAACUAAACUCUGUCGACUCUUGCAUCGUAAUCAUAAUGAGCCACGGCAGAGACGAGAAGUCCUUUUUCACUUCAGACAACCUUUAUUUAAGUGUGAAUGAAGUGGUCGAAAGAUUUAGUAACAGAGAGUGUCCUGCUUUGAAGGGCAAACCCAAGAUCUUUAUCUUCCAGUAUUGUAGUCCUAAUUGCAACAGGGGUGCAGCGCCAGACGUAGGAGUGGCGGCAGGUCCACAGCUGGUGUCAAAUGUACGACAGCAAAAUUUAGAAAUGGAUGCAUCAUUUGUUAGCGAAGCUAUUGUUGAAAAGGACCCGACUUACACUGAUAUGUAUAUUGCAUUUUCUACAGUUGAAGGGUUUGUAUCCUUCCGUCAUCCUGAGCGAGGGUCUUGGCUGAUGGAAGCAAUAUGUCAGGUCUUUAUGAAACAUGCGCAUAAAAUGGAGUUGGAGUCUCUGAUGAAGAUGGUAUCAAGGCGAGUUCGUCAGAAUUAUUCAGAUGAUGGGAGCAAGCAGGUGUGUGAAUUCGUCCAGCGAGCCUUCGACCGACACUUCUACUUCAACCCACAGAGACCAGAUAAUUUAGGCGAAUUGUGCAUGCAGCCAUUGUCCGAUGUUCUCAUGGAGUCUGCAGGAACCCCCUCACCAGUACCUUGUUCAACAGCCAUGAGGCCAACAGGUUUAUACAAGGGAGGCACACCCGAACGACUCUUUAUACACGCACAUGAACGCAACAGGAUCAGACACCGGAACUGGAGCGGUGCCAGUAAUAGCUCUGAGAGGAGUCUUGACGAAUUGGAACCCUUAUAUGGCCAUGAGAACAUGGCUAUGCAUCCAAGAGUCCGUCGGCUCAGCGGAAACAGGCGUAGCAGUCUACCACCAGACCCAACUGCCUACAUUCAGUCAAGCCAUUUUCUCCACAACGAAGCCUUUAACCGAUCUUUCAGCGAACAGGUACAGGGAUCAAGGGGAACGACACCUGAUCCAUCGGAAUCACAAGAAAAUGUUUUUACCGAGGAUCAAGAAGUCAUAUCAGUACCUGUGUGCCCACCAAUUUUCCCGGGAGCGCCUGCCUUUGAUACGGUCGACCAUCCGAAAGAAAACCCAGAUCUGAACAGCAGUGAAAACGGUGAUGCUGAUAUUGCAAUGAGCGAGGAGGGGGAAGCCGGCUCUCAGUUGCACACGAGCAAAUCAUGUGAUGCUGUGAUAGAGAAGUGCCAGACGGGCCACAUAGAACUGAAGGGAGAAGAGGCCGAGGGUCUUGAAAGCGAAUCUCGCCAUUCCAUUAAAAGACAGCUCUCUUUCCCUUCCACAAAGGAGACUCUGUCCAAGAUCAACGACGUAAAGAAGUUCCUGCAGGUGUACGAUUCAGACCCCAGCUUGAUACAGCCCCUGCAGAGGAUUGAGAGUUUUGUGAACAAAAAGAAGUAUGAAGGGAAAAGGAGGAAGACAGGACAAGAGUCUAAUAGUCUUGAAUACUAGUAACUGUAAGAGGUGAAGGGCUUUGUGUACAUUUGUCUUUCUCAUGAUUACACAUAUUUUUUCCAAGUGCAAGGACUGAAUAAGAGAUGGCUCAGUUUAUAAAUUACUUACUUUUGUGAAGGAGCUAAACACUUGGAUUAAUUUAAGAUGUAGACACACAUGAAAAGGAUGUGAUAUAUACACGAGAUAAGUGAUAUAUGAAGGUGAGACGAGGGUUAACUGUCUCGAAUACAGAUAUAUUGUCUUUCUCAUGGCUGUGUAUUAUAAUUUUUUUUUUUUUUAUAUUAUUAUUAUUAUUAUUUUUUUUAUUUUAUUUUUUUUUUACAUAUAAGACCUGAAUGGGAGAGAGAACAGUUUAUGAAUGACUGCUUUUGCAAGGCAUCUAGAAAUAUGGUUUAAUGUAGAAUUUAAGCACACAAGAAAAAUGUGAUAUGUGAUGUGCUCAAUUUGGCUCACUUGAAUUUUAUCAUUAAUGAAUUUCUCAUUUAUUGAAAACCUUAUAAUUGAAGUGAAAAAAGAUCUUUAUUUAUGUUUCCUUAGAUGUUUUAAUUUAUGUUGAGAGUGACUGAAGUUUUCCUUAGGUAGGAUUUUGAUCUAAAAAAAAAAAAAAUGUUACUAAGCAUGUAGUUAUAGAUGCAUAAAUAGUAUGUUUAAUUAUUCAUUCAUAGGUUUAACCUGAUGCUAUUUGAUUAGUGUGAAGUAAAUGCAGUCUUCAUAAUCACACAAGUAAAAAAAAAAAAAAAAAAAGCUCCUUUUUUGCCGUAAUUUCUGAUUUAAAUUUUGUUAAAAUUAACCUGACAAGUACAACAUGCAAAUCAUAAUAUUAGCAAAACAUAAAUGAAGUACUGAUGCUAUUGUUACUCUACACUUCUCUUGUUAGUAUGGAUUUGUAACAUAUAACUUUAUUUGUAAUGAACAAUGCCUUUUUAUACUGUUAGGAUAUAGUGUGAUAAAAAAAAAAUCAUUCUUAACAUUGUAUGCGAAAUUGUUAAGCAUAAAAUAAAGAAUGAUGUAGGUUUUUAUCUAAAGAAUUAGUAGGCAAACAUUUCUUUUAGAAAUCUGUUAGGACUUUAUCAACUGAUAAAGUUUGAUAAACAAUAAGUGGUGAAGCAUUAAAAGAUAA
Penaeus vannamei (Pacific white shrimp) is the source of this 3796-nucleotide messenger RNA. NCBI's taxonomy places the organism in Eukaryota, Metazoa, Arthropoda, Malacostraca, Decapoda, Penaeidae. The record is from RefSeq and is a predicted model, not a curated record.